UCGCCCAGGAUAAUGACCGCCAGAUUCAACUCAAAAGUAAGGAAAGUGACAGUUAUGUAAUGCUGUCCACCCACAAACAACGCAGACCUCGAAAAAAAAGAAGAGUUCUACAGACAACUACGGGCAAUAGUGGACAAUAUUCCAGUCGGUGACAUUAGAAUCCUAAUGAGAGACAUGAACGUCAAACUGGGACCAGACAACACAGGAAGAGAACUCAUUAUGGGUAGAGAAGUACUUGGAGAGAUGAACGAAAACGGAGAACUCUUCAAUGCCUUCUGUGCCUUCAAUGAACUAGUAAUUUGUGGUAGCGUAUACAAGCACAGGGAUAUCUUCACUGUAGUCAUAAGGAAGAAUGCGAAGACACAAAUCAACACUAGCGAAGAGACAAGCAUUGAAAGGCGCUGGAACAACCUGAAGGCAGGUGUGGAGUCGAAGUUGAAAGGGAAUUCCAGGCAGAAAGAAGAGACAGGACAAACAGUGGGUCACUACAGACACAUGGAGACUAAUAGAAGAGAUAAGGAUGGUGAAACAAAAGAUUAUCCAGUGCAUCGAUGAGCAGCAAUGCAAGCUACAAUACACUGAACAAAAGAGUAAAGAAAAGUGCCAAGGAAGGCAAAAGGCAAUAUUAUAAAGCUAUGACAAGUGAAGCAGAACAAGCUGCAGGCAAAGGAGACCUCGCCACACUCUACCAAACAACUAGGCACCUUUCGGGGGAAAGUUCGACACAAAUUAAGCCAGUGAAGGAUGACAAUGGAAAGUCAAUCACCAAAGAGGUGGAGCAAAGGAAACACUGGG
This is a messenger RNA of Trichobilharzia regenti, 795 nucleotides long. NCBI's taxonomy places the organism in Eukaryota, Metazoa, Platyhelminthes, Trematoda, Strigeidida, Schistosomatidae. The record is from the annotation of a GenBank genome assembly.